UCUUCAACCACGGGUCAUCGGGUUCAGGAAGUGACAUCAGCAUCUCGCACCCUGACAGCAGCGGUCAGAGUCGGAGCCUGAUGGACGACUUCCACGGCAGGACUACUGGCAGGGAGGGGCCUCAGGACGGCUCACCAGGACCCCCCACCCUGUCGCUAGGAGUGGAGAGGGAAAGGCCUGGAGGGGGUGAAGGGGUGAGAGAUGCAGAGCGAGUGUCGCCCAGCCCCCUGCCCCGCUGCUCCUCGACAGACACCGCCAGCGAGCACUCGGCCGACCUGGAGGUAGUCGGCGACACGCACGCCCCUACGCAGAUGUCCGCACAUACGCCAUCCAGUCUCCCUGAUGCACUGUCAGACGCCCUGGCCAAAGGGCUGAAGAAUCAGCGUGUCCUCGCCCGCCAGCUCAGGAGAAGAAGUGACGAGGAAGGGGGAGGCGAAAGGAUGGAUGAAGGGGGGAGUUCAGACCUGGUGUUCCGGGCUGGGGUGGUCCGUAAGGUCAGCGGUGAAUUUGGAAGCCUGGAGGUGCAACUGAAUGGGGAGAAGACGCUGUGUCGUUACCCGUACCGACACGACAGCCCCCCAGGGGUGGUAGACAUUAUUCUAGAUGCCCCGCCGCCUGGUGUACACCCCAUACCUAUUGGGACCCGUGUCUGCGUACCGUACGGCAAUGAGGAGUGCAGCGAGGGCCAGUGGCAGUGGUACCGAGAAGGUGUGGUGACCCAGGUAGACACACACCCUGCAGUGGCCAACCGCUACCGUGUCCUGCUGUCAGAGGAAAGACCCCACUCUGUGGACGAGGAGGAAGAAGGCAGAGGGGCAGCUGGUGCUACCCAGGCGGUGUGGGUCUCCCGACAAACACUCCGGCUUCUGGUGCCACCCUGGGACCUGGAUUUGCCAUCUGGAGGAGGACGAGAGGGAGAAGACGGAGUCAGAGAGAAGGAAAGGGAGCGGGAGGACAGGGAGGAGAUGGAUGUGGAGCAGGAGGUGUGUCGUUUGAGCCGGGGGAUGGCCCCAGGAGUGGGGUCGGUGCUGGGGAGAGGAAUUCCUUACCCAACCAUGGUCCCUGUUUCCUCCACACCUGGCCACAGUAUUACCUCCCCAGUUACUCCUGCAUCAGUCCUCAGCCUGGCUCCUGGCCGAGAGUGGGAAAUCGAGAAAGACUUUGAGAGGGAGAGGGACCUCCAGAGAAAACAGGAAAGAGAGAGGGAACGAGAGCGAGAAAGGGAGAACAGCGUAAAACAGCAGCAGCAACAGCAGCAACAUCACCCGUACAUGCCACUUACCCCCGAAGAAGACAUGGAGGUGUCCCAUUUUAACAUGGUCCCAGUGGGGGCGAUCAUACCUGGGGCCAAACCAAUGGCAGUUCCCCAACACCGCCACAUCGUCUCUAAGCCCCCGCCUGGCUACCUCAAUCCCCACCUGUCUGUGGUGCGGGGCAUCGGGAUGCCCCCCACCCACCUGGCCUUGAACCCCCACCCCCCUCCUUCACCUGUCCUGUUAGGCCUUGACCCAGCAACCGCAGCAGCUGCAGCAGCUGGUGCUGUCAUUACCACCCCGCAGCUCCCUCCCCUCCCUCCCAUCUCCUCUUCCACCGCGUCCUCCUCCAGAGUAGAGAAGGCCUCAGGAGGAGGAGGUUCUUCCAGUGGAGGAGCAGGUGGCGGCGGUGGAUCUGGAUCAGGUUCGACCUCCUCCUCCUCCUCACGUUCCCGCACCCCGCUGACAGCUGCCCAGCAAAAGUACAAGAAGGGAGACGUGGUGUGUACGCCAACAGGCAUCCGCAAGAAGUUCAAUGGGAAGCAGUGGAGGAGACUGUGCUCCCGGGAGGGCUGCUCCAAAGAGUCUCAGCGCCGCGGAUACUGCUCCAGACACCUCUCAAUGAGGACCAAGGAGAUGGAAGCCAGUGGAGGCGGCCGGGAGAGGGGUGGAGCCAGCAGCACAGGGACCCUGACGCCGUCUGACCUCCGCCUGGGCGGUGGGAGGGCCAGCUCAGAGUUCGACUGGGACGAGACAUCGCGGGAAAGCAGCGAGGCCAGCAGCCGUGGAGGAGACUCCCGUCCCCGCCUCGUCCUUCCCUCUCUGCUCCCCCAGGACCUCUCUCGUUUCGACUUUGAUGAGUGUGAGGCAGCGACCAUGUUGGUCUCCCUGGGGGGCUCCCGCUCAGGCACACCCUCAUUCUCCCCCAUCUCCAACCAGUCGCCCUUCUCCCCCACUCCAUCGCCCUCACCCUCCCCGCUCUUUGGCUUUCGCCCUGCCAACUUCAGCCCCAUUACUGCCCCUGCCUCACUUACUCCACGCCGCAACCGCCAGCUUAGCGGCACUAAGAUGGGCACGCCGGGUGCCGAGCGAGAACGCCACCUCUCUGGGAUCGUGCCCACUUUCCAGACCAACCUCACUUUUACAGUUCCCAUGAGCCCCAGCAAGAGAAAGCUCGACUCCCACCCGCCUCCUCCACUGCCGACGGUCCAGGACUACCAGACCAAACCUGAGCAACAACAGCUAGUGGGCAUCGGGGGAGGAGUGGUGGGAGAGCCGACGCUGGGCCACAGCCCUGCCGCCUUCAGAGUCCUCUCCCCCCAGAGUCAGCCGACAACUCCCUCCUCUCUCUCCUUCAACCGGCCCCGUAGCGCCACCAGCAGGCCACCAUCCUCCGCUGCCUCCACGCCUCCACCCAUGCUGGUCUCUCCCACUCCUCCCUCUCCGCUGCCCCAGGAACCUUCACCACGCCGCAUUGUUCCACUCCGCGAUUCCCCAGUCAUCGUCCGCAACCCAGAUGUCCCCCUGGCCAAGUUCUCUGAUGGCCCAUUAGGGAGGAGAGAUAGAAGCAGGUCUCGGGAGCACAGCCAACCCCAACAUGCAGCUCUCCCAGGCCUGCAGGCCCCCGUCCCCAUCAACGGGGCCACCACCAACGGUGCGGUUCUCCUGCGCAACCCCACAUCCACACUCGUCCUGGUCACCUCCAGCUCGUCCCUGACUCCAGCCACAGCAGGCCACACCUCCCUCUCCAGCCCCUCCACCCCGGGGUCAAUGUCCACUUCGUCGGGCUCGGUCCUGUCCUCCUCCGGUUCUGGAGGCAGGGAGAGGGAGAGGAAACCCGAGGGACACCAGGACGCCACUGGAGGGGCGCUGCCACAGCCGGUAGCCUGUCACCCCACUCCGACUGCCCUGCUGCCGCUCAUACUGCCAGCUGAGUCGCCUCACCCUGCUCCACGCAAGCAAAUCAUCAUGGGACGCCCAGGGACUGUUUGGACCAACGUGGAGCCUCGGUCGGUGCCAGUGUUCCCUUGGCAUUCACUCGUCCCUUUCCUGGAGCCCAGCCAAUCAGGAGCGGCUGCCCAGCCUGCUGAUGGCCAACAGCUUGUCAAUCAGAGCAAAGAACCUCGUUGUGGUGUCGCCCUGGUGAGUGACGGUCGCACCGGCCCUCCAGACCUAGAGAGGGGAUCGCCGUCAUGCCCUCCCCCAACCAACGACAAUCCUCCUACAGACAGGGGCGGGGCUGACAGCGAGACAGAGAGUGAUACAGAUGACCCGUUCUCCCCGGGUGUGGCCAACGAUCCAGCGCCCUCCACUGGCCCUAUCAAGAGACGCACGCAGUCCCUCAGCGCCCUGCCCAAGGACGGCGACAGGAAGAGGGAGAAGGACCACAUCCGCCGUCCCAUGAAUGCAUUCAUGAUCUUCAGUAAACGCCACCGGGCCCUGGUGCACCAGCGACACCCCAACCAGGACAACCGGACAGUCAGCAAGAUCCUGGGGGAGUGGUGGUAUGCUCUGGGGCCCAAUGAGAAGCAGCAGUACCACGAUCUGGCCUUCCAGGUGAAGGAGGCCCACUUCAGAGCCCAUCCGGACUGGAAGUGGUGCAACAAGGACCGCAGGAAGUCACUGUCGGAGGGCCGCGGAACCCCAAAGGAGCCGCGGGAGAGGAGCAUGUCAGAGAGCAUAGAUCCCCUCUCAGAGUCCCAGACGAUGGAAGGGAAAGGAGGAGGCUCGGGCUGGCCAGGGGGAUCAGAGCGUCGAGGGGGGCUGUUUGUGGGGCAGCACCCCCGUCCCAGAGCCUUUUCCCAGAGCGCCGUGCACACCCUGGAGCAGAGGGAGAGAGAGAGAGACCUGGAGAAGGAUGACGGGGCGAGUUUGUUUCGCAACCGGCCCCCACCUCAGUCCCUCUACCAGGGUGGGGCCAGUGAGGACAUGACCAGUGAUGAAGAGCGCAUGGUCAUCUGUGAGGAAGAGGGGGACGAUGAUGUCAUGGAGGAUUCAUGUCCCGAAGGCUCCAUCGACCUCAAGUGUAAAGAGAGAGUUACGGACAGUGAUGAGGAUGAACCAGAUGGACAGCAUGGCUUCCAGCCAGUGUCCCGCUCCUCUCUCCCCUCCUCCUCUCCCUCCAUCCCUCACUCCGACUCCACCUCAUCUAAAGGGAACGGAGCGGGAGGAGGAGGAGGAGGAGGAGGAGGAGGCGGUGGCGGAGGAGGAGGAGGAGGUGCAGAAGAUGAGUCUGAAAGAAAGAGAAAGAGAGGCACAGACGGAGGAGACGAGGGGAGCGAGGGAGGACCUAAGAGAGAAGAAACAGCAGCCGGUGGAGGAGAAGGUGGUGAUGGAGGAGGUGGAGGUGGGCAGGGUUUCUCCUCUCUGUCCAUCACAGGCUCCACAUCCAGCACCCAGGCUCCCCUCACUGUGGCCCAGCAGGGUCUGCCCCAGGUCCUCGGCGCCGUCCGCAUGGCCCCCACUGUGGUGACCAACGUGGUACGACCCAUCGCCAGCACACCCAUCCCCAUCACCAGCAAGCCAGUGGAGGGCGCCGUCACCCUCAGCUCCUUACCCCAGGACAAGAAAGCCACUAUCCUGAUUGGAGGAGGCGGACCUCAACAGCUGCCAAUCACCGCAGGGGGUGGGUACCAGUCCUCAUCAUCCUCUCCUGGUCCAGUCAGUGUAACCCCUGUGGGGGGGGGCAGCAGCCUGGUCACUAGCCUAGUUCUGGGAGGGUCCUUCCCUGCCGCCCAGCCAGUUCAGCUCCUCACCCCGCAACCCCCACAGCCGCACACACAACCCCCCCUCCCCGUCCUCCAGCCCCAGCUCCACCACACUGCCGCCAUCUCCUCCCUCACACCUCCCUCUGGCUCCAAGCCGCUAGCGCAGGUCCAGUAUAUCCUGCCCGCCGAGAGUCCCUCCUCGUCCCCUCAACUCACCCACCAGCAAAUCCUCUCCCUGCCCGCCAAUGCCGCCCUGGCCAAUGGCGUGCACUCGGGGGCGGGAAUCAGAGUCAGCCCCGGGACCAGAGUCCAAACCCAGUCGCCCGUCUUGCAGAGCAAGAUGUUGGUUCCCAUGGCAACAGUGAGAACAGGGUCUACUCCUCCUCAUCCUUCCAUUUCCCUGGUGGCUCCGCCUCUUCCUGUGCAGAACGGCCCCGCGACAGGAAACAAGAUCAUCCAGAUCGCUCCCAUGCCUGUGGUCCAGACCAACGUUCACCCUAGCGGCGCAGCAACAGUACAUCCCGGGAGCCCCUUUCCUGUUUCCGUGGCAACGGUGAUGGCUCCCGGUGCUGCACCCCCGCAGACCGUUCUCCUGACCUCCCCGCCCACCAGGAUCACCUAUGUCCAGUCUGGCCCGGGAGUUACCACAGCAACGCCCCAACAAGCCACACCUGCUCCAGGCCCCGCAUAUCUCCCAUCACCUCUGGCAACUCUGGGCUUCACCGCCAUCGCCCCGGGCGGGCAAACCCUGGUUCAGCCGAUCGUCGGUCAGUCGCCGCUGCUGGCUCCAGCCCCACCCCUGAGCUGUCAAUCACAGACUCCCCCGGGCCAGGCCGCAGCAACCGCUGGUCGUCAGGUACUAACUGCCAUCUACCCUGCACCGACGGUUACCGGCGUUGUCUCUGUAACAACCAUGCCGCCUGCAGUGGGGGCUUCGGCCCAAGACGUCAUGAACCCCUCCUCUCCACUGGCGACAGGGGUGGCGACCCCUCAGCCUAGCGUGGGAGCGGAGGUGGAGCUGAAGGUGGAGGUGAAGAGGGAGAGUCAGCUGGACGCUCAGUUCGAGGAUGGAGGGCAGGGGAUGUCAGCAGCCACCUGUACGAGCACUGCCGCAACAGUAAAAAAAGAGGAGAUAGACAUCGUUCGGUCUGCACAUCAAAGAGGAAAAUGUGAGAGAUGGAUACGGCAGGGAGAAACGAAGUGAGAUGGAUACAGAGCGUGAGAGAGGGAUGAAGGAGAGCAGCGAAAAGAAGAGAGGCAGAGAGACGGACAGAGAGGACCACAGCAUGGGCGACAGCAGCAAAGAGGCUGGUCCUCGUUCGCCUCCUCCACCACCCUCAGGUUUGGAUCCCCCUCCCCCUCCCCCGACAGAAAGAGAGCCUCCCUCUUCCUCGAAGAAAACCAAGUUUCGACCCCCGCCGCUCAAAAAGACACCUGACUCACUUG
Molecule: messenger RNA, 6406 nt
Organism: Lates calcarifer (barramundi perch)
Lineage: Eukaryota; Metazoa; Chordata; Actinopteri; Centropomidae
Gene: cica
Product: capicua transcriptional repressor a
Exons: 17
Coding region: 81-6164 (2027 amino acids)
Biological process (GO): regulation of transcription by RNA polymerase II
Cellular component (GO): nucleus
Molecular function (GO): DNA-binding transcription factor activity, RNA polymerase II-specific; RNA polymerase II transcription regulatory region sequence-specific DNA binding
Source: RefSeq, a predicted model, not a curated record